AUGGCCACCCUUGACGUCGAGGCUUUACUCGAUGCUACUGCUAGCAACAAGAAUGAUACCAAGGAGAGCGGACCUAAAGAUUCUGACGAUCGCGUAAAAUCCGACCGAAACGAACGUAGAGACCGCGACCGCAGCCCUGGCCGAAGACGCGAUCGUAGCAGCGACCGCGGACGACGUGACCGGGGUGAUGAUAGGGAGGCUACACCUCGUAGUGACGCAGGUAGCCACAAAAGUAGGCGCAGAAGUCGGAGUCGUGAUGAUGACCGUCGACACUCACGUCGUCACAGAGGAGGCGAUGGAGAUUACUACCGCAGCGGCGGACGCGGCCGGGACCGCACUCGCUCGCGAUCUCCUCGUCGACAUUACCGCCCAAGGGACGACCACCGCGACCGUGAUCGUGACCGUGAUGACCGCGGUAACUUCCGAGGAAGGGAUGAAGACAGACCCAGAGGAGGUCGUACGCCAAAGCGUGAUCCGACUCCCCAACUAACCGAGGACGAGCGAGAUCGUCGUACCGUAUUUGUCCAGCAGCUAGCUGCUCGUCUUCGCACUAAGGAGCUAAAAGAGUUCUUCGAGAAAGUUGGUCCUGUCAACGAGGCUCAGAUUGUGAAAGAUCGUAUAAGCGGCAGGUCCAAAGGUGUUGGCUACGUUGAAUUUAAAAACGAAGAAUCCGUUACUGCUGCUCUUCAGCUCACAGGUCACCAACUCCUAGGUAUCCCGGUUAUUGUCCAGCUGACCGAGGCUGAGAAGAAUCGCCAAGUUCGUAACACCGAAGGCUCGGGCUCCCACGCCAAUUCGAUCCCCUUUCAUCGACUCUACGUAGGCAAUAUUCACUUUAGCAUUACUGAACAAGACCUACAAAACGUCUUCGAACCCUUCGGCGAGCUCGAAUUUGUCCAGCUUCAAAAAGAUGAUACAGGUCGCAGCCGUGGUUAUGGAUUUGUACAGUUCCGUGAAGCUGACCAGGCUCGUGAGGCGCUUGAGAAGAUGAAUGGGUUUGACCUUGCCGGUCGUCCAAUCCGUGUUGGUCUUGGUAAUGAUAAGUUUACCCCCGAAUCAACUGCCAAUAUCCUACAGAGGUUCCAGGGUCAAAACCAGCCAUACCAGGGAUCUGCAUUCUCCGGUGCUGGUGGACGAGGGCCUCAAGCUUCCGGAUUCGACCGAGCAGGAGGUCGUGACAACGACAAGGCGACAGGCGCAAGCGCCCUAGAUGACACUGAUGUUGCGGGAGUCAAUUUUAACAACUAUAGUCGCGACGCCCUAAUGAGAAAGCUUGCCCGAACCGACGAUGCUUCCAACGGAAGUCGUGAUGAGAGACAGAUUCUUAAACCCAAGACAGAGACUAAGCCGCUCCCCGUGAAUGUUAACAUGGCCAGCCGCUGUGUUGUUCUUCACAAUAUGUUUGAUCCAGCUGAAGAAGAAGGUGAAAAUUGGAUUAAGGAAUUGGAGGAUGACGUUCGACAGGAAGCCGAAGAGAAAUAUGGUCACGUAGUCCAUAUUUCCCUCGAUCCGAACUCGCCGGGCGAUAUCUUCCUCAAAUUUGACAAGGUUCAAGGAGGCGAGAACGCCAUUAAGGGGCUCAACGGUCGUUAUUUUGGUGGACGGAUGAUCAGCGCUGCGCCUGUUGUGGACGCCGUCUACAGCAGUUUGUUCUCUCGUACUAAGGCUAUUUAA
Messenger RNA from Daldinia vernicosa, 1674 nucleotides. RefSeq names its product splicing factor, CC1-like protein. Gene Ontology annotation, biological process: mRNA processing. Gene Ontology annotation, cellular component: nucleus. NCBI's taxonomy places the organism in Eukaryota, Fungi, Ascomycota, Sordariomycetes, Xylariales, Hypoxylaceae. Gene Ontology annotation, molecular function: RNA binding. The record is from RefSeq and is a predicted model, not a curated record. The transcript has 4 exons. The coding region runs from base 1 to 1674 and encodes 557 amino acids.